This is a messenger RNA of Linnemannia hyalina, 510 nucleotides long. The record is from the annotation of a GenBank genome assembly. NCBI's taxonomy places the organism in Eukaryota, Fungi, Mortierellomycota, Mortierellomycetes, Mortierellales, Mortierellaceae.
AUGAAGUUCAUCGCUGCCGCCCUUACUCUUGCCGCCGUCGCCUCUGCCCAGAUUCAGCUCAGCGACCCCACUGAGGGUACCGUCUGGAAGGUCGGUGUUGCCCAGUACGUCCGCUGGACCGGCAACUGUGCCGCCAUGGGCGCUGCCGGCAAGGCCGUCACUGUCGAGGUCGUCAACGGUCCCGCCGGAAACGUCAAGUUCAUUGCUAACAUUGGAACCAUCGACUGCACCUCGACCACCAACACCUCGACCUCCUUGACCGUCCCACCCCAGACCAACAACGGACCCUUCGUGUCUGGCACCUACGCUCUCCGUGUCAACGCUGACCCCAUCCAGUACACCACCAACUUCAUCAUCAACAACCCCGAUGCCCCUGCCGCCUCCGCUGGCCCCUCUGCCACCACUCCCUCCACCACCGAGCCCACCACCAAGCCCUCGUCUGCCAACACCUUGAUGGCCGGCUCUGCCUUGGCCAUGGCCGCCCUCGCUGCCGUCCAGCUCGUCCUUUAA